Messenger RNA from Cuscuta epithymum, 1228 nucleotides. The record is from the annotation of a GenBank genome assembly. NCBI's taxonomy places the organism in Eukaryota, Viridiplantae, Streptophyta, Magnoliopsida, Solanales, Convolvulaceae.
CUGGCAUUCAUCCAUUAUAUUUCAGCCCCCACUUCAAACAUAGCAAAGUUACGGGGAGGGGUGUCCGAAAGAGCCGAUGGUUAUUUGAUCCCUUCUAGGGUUUACCGUUGAAGAAAGCUUGAGAGCCAAAACGCGAUUUAGAAGAGUGAAAAACUGUUCCUUGAGCUGAAACGAAAGACUUGCGAAAAUGAGUACCAUGAAGUUCUGCUGUGAAUGCAACAACAUUCUGUACCCAAAGGAAGACAAAGACCAGAAGAUCCUCCUCUAUGCAUGUCGUAAUUGCGAUCACCAGGAGGUUGCUGAAACCAAUUGUGUAUACAGAAACGAAGUAUUUCACUCUGUUGGUGAGAAAACACAAAUCUUACAUGAUGUAACUGCAGAUCCAACACUCCCUCGUACUAAAGCUGUGAAAUGUCCCCAGUGUCAACAUGGAGAAGCUGUCUUCUUUCAGGCUGGUUCAAGGGGAGAAGAAGGAAUGGCUCUGUUCUUUGUUUGCUGCAACCCAAGCUGUGGCCACAAGUGGAGGGAUUAAUAAAACUAAAGUGUUUGCCAACUUGUGGGUAGGACUGGGGAUGGGGGAGGGGUAAUGCUUCCUGCAUGCGGUUUUGCCUUUUGGAGACCCUAACAAUAGGUCUGGGCUACAUGAAUUUAGGUACUUGUUUUGUGCAUUCAUAUGUAUCACCCAUUCAUAUGGUAGUGAAAAGUUCAGUUACUUUUCAAUACCCAAUAAAUGGGUGUCACAUGAAUGUCUACAAAAAAUAUCGAUAUCAUGUAUCCCUAUCAUUAGUCGAGACUUAAAUGGGUUGCACAUGCAUACAAUAAAAUGUACCUUUACUACAUCUAGACUCUAGUGUUGAGGCCAUCUUAUGAGAUAUAGAUCUUGAAAACUUUAUUUCUCCUGAUUGUAUUCUUAGGCGGCGCGUCAAAAUUACUCUUGUUUUCUUGCUUUUCUAAUUUGUGUACCUUAUUUUCAGGUUGCUCUAAGAAGUAGAGUGCGUACAUGGUAAUCUGUUUUGUACGGUGUAAACUGUAUAGCCAGUGACAUUUUUAUAGGUUUAGUUGAAAAUUGCUACUUUUGCUAAUUGAAUAUCGAUGUACUUGUAUUGAGUAUUAGACCUAUUUCGUUGUGUAUUAAAAGUUUAAUAUUGAGCAUCACGAUUUCUGUUUCUUAUUUUGUAAUUCACUUUCUUUUUUCAUGAUUUAUAUAUGAAGUACUUCCUUUGAAACA